ACAGUGCACACAGCGUUGAGUGUCUGUUACUGCAUAUUGAAUUUCCUCACGCCUUUGAGUUCGGUCUGGGAGCUCGGAAGAAUAUAUUCUCUCCUCCUCAGCCUACUACAACUAUAUGUUCAGUGCGUUUGGCGCGCAUUUAACUGGGCCGGACUACUGAAUAUGCCCCGGAGCCCAACGUCCAGCGAGGAUGAGAUGGCCCAGAGCUUUUCUGACUACUCCAUGGAAUCCGAGUCAGACAGCUCCAAAGAGGAAACCAUCUAUGAGACCAUAAAGGCCACAGCAGAGCGGCCGCGCAGCAGAAUGGAGGACGUUCAGAGGAAUUCACUGGUCAUCCGAGUGGUCAUCCCCGACCUACAGCAGACUAAAUGCAUGAGAUUUAACCCGGAUGCCACUGUGUGGGUUGCCAAGCAACGCAUCCUGUGCACACUGAACCACGGUCUGAAAGAUGUCCUGAAUUAUGGCCUCUUUCAACCCACCAGCAAUGGGCGGGAUGGCAAGUUCCUAGAGGAAGAGCGGCUCUUCAGGGAGUAUCCCCAACACAUCAGCAAGGGGGUACCAUCAUUAGAGUUUCGUUACAAGACCAGAGUUUACAAGCAACUGAUCAUUGAUGAAAAACAGAUUGCCAAACUCCACACAAAGGCCAACCUGAGGAAGUUUAUGGAUCAUAUCCAGCACCACCAGCUGGAGAAAGUGACCAAGAUGCUGGAGAGAGGGCUGGACCCCAACUACCAUGACCCAGAAACUGGUGAGACUCCACUCACUUUUGCUGCUCAUCUGGACAAUGUGGUAGAGAUCAUCAAGGCAUUGAAGAAUGGAGGGGCACACUUGGAUUUCCGGGCAAAAGAUGGAAUGACUGCCUUGCACAAAGCAGCCAGGUCCAAGAAUCAAGUGGCCCUGAUGACUCUGCUGGAGCUGGGUGCCUCCCCAGACUCCAAGGACAGCCGUGGCCUGACUGCACUGUACCACACAGCUGUAGUUGGGGGAGACCCCUAUUGCUGCGAGUUGCUGCUGCACGAGCACACCACCGUCAGCUGCCAAGACGAGAAUGGCUGGCAUGAGAUCCACCAGGCUUGUCGGUAUGGACAUGUCCAGCACCUGGAGCAUCUGCUCUUCUAUGGAGCGGACACAAGUGCACAGAAUGCUUCUGGAAACACUGCACUGCACAUCUGUGCACUCUACAGCCAGGAUAACUGUGCUAGAGUUCUGCUGGUCCGUGGAGCCAACAAGGAGGUCAAGAACUACAACAACCAAACCCCCUUCCAGGUGGCCAUCAUCGCAGGAAACUUUGAACUGGCUGAGUUAAUUAAGAGCCACAAAGAGACUGACAUAGCUGUGCCUUUUCGAGAGGCACCAGCAUAUUCCAACCGGCGACGGGGUCCCCAAAACACGCUUGCCGCCCCCCGGGUGCUGCUGCGCUCCAAUAGUGACAACAACCUGAACGUGAAUAACCUGCCGUCGGACUGGUCCCCGUCGGCCACAUCUGCCACUGGCUCCUCAGCCAACUCUUCCCACUUCAGCCUCUCCCCUCACCUGCUCCAGCAGAUGCAGAACAGCCCCAAUGGCACAGUGAAGACCAUGGGGAGGGGGUCCCGCACCCCCCGAAGCCGCUCGCCCUCCCUCAGCCGCCUGGGGGAGGAGGCCCGGAGGCAGCCCCCCCAGCACCACAUCAGUCCCAAUGCCACACGGGAGCCUCAGAGCUCCAAGCGUAAACUGUACAGCGCUGUGCCAGGGAGGCACUUUGUGGUGGUACAUUCCUACCAGCCACAGGGGGAAGGAGAGAUUACCCUGUACAAGAACGACAGGGUUAAAGUUCUGAGCAUUGGAGAGGGUGGAUUCUGGGAAGGUAGUGCUCGGGGGCAUGUGGGCUGGUUUCCGGCAGACUGUGUGGAAGAGAUCCCGAGUAAGCCCAAUGAAGCCAGAUCACAAACCAGAGCAGACAGAUCAGACAGACGGAAACUCUUUCGGCAUUACACCGUUGGAUCAUAUGAUAGCUUUGAUGCAUCAAGUGACUGCGUUAUUGACGAGAAGACGGUGGUUCUGCAGAAGAAAGACAAUGAGGGAUUCGGAUUUGUGCUGCGAGGAGCCAAAGCUGAUACCCCCAUUGAGGAGUUCACACCCACACCAGCCUUCCCUGCCCUCCAGUACCUGGAGUCUGUGGAUGAGGGUGGAGUUGCCUGGCAGGCAGGCCUCAGGACUGGAGACUUCCUUAUAGAGGUGAACCAGGACAAUGUGGUGAAAGUUGGCCAUAGGCAGGUGGUCAACAUGAUUCGACAGGGUGGCAACCAUCUGGUCAUCAAGGUGGUGACAGUCAGCAGGAAUAUGGACCCGGAUGACACUGCUCGAAAGAAAGCACCCCCACCUCCAAAGAGGGCACCAACUACUGCAUUGUCCAUGCGCUCAAAGUCUAUGACCUCUGAGCUGGAGGAGCUAGUUGAUAAAGCCACCUUGAGGAAAAAGAAGAGUGAUAAAGUGGAUGAGGUCACUCCUGCCCAGAAGCCCAUAAGGGAUAAUGUGUCUGUGGACAUGAGGGUCGCUACCAUCAAACCACGGCCAUCCAGUAGGUGUUUUGCCACCUCCACAGAGAUGAAUUCCCCAUAUGAUCGGCAGGGCGUGGCUGUGGUGCCCCCAACAGUGCCAGGGGGUCCCAGAGGCUCCUGUCUGGCCAUGUCAAAAGGCACCAUGAGCAGACAGAAGUCAAUAGGAAUCACAGAGGAAGAGAAACAGUUCCUGACCCCUCCACUGCUGAAAUUUACCAGGAGCCUCUCAAUGCCAGACACAUCGGAGGAUAUUCCACCCCCACCAGCAAGUUCCCCUCCAUCACCCCCUUAUAACACCCCCAAACCUCCUUCUGGGAGAGGCUAUGGCACCAUCCGACCAGGCUUCACCCAGAACUCUGCUGCCAAAGGCCCUGCCUCUAACCAGGGAGACUACAAUAUGGCCACCGUGAGGAGAGACAAGGGCAUGUACUACCGCCAGAACUCUGAGCAGUUUGACACUGAGGACUCUUACAAAGCAAAUCCCUCAGCUCAGCAGAACCUCCAUAACCGCAGAGCCCAGGUGCCAGAGAAUCCCUACUCAGAGGUAGGGAAAAUGGGUAACAAGGCACUGUAUGUUCCUGCUAAACCUGCAAGGAGGAAGGGGAUGCUAGUGAAACAGUCUAAUGUGGAAGACAGCCCAGAGAAGACGUGCUCCAUCCCCAUCCCCACCAUCAUCGUGAAGGAACCCUCCACCAGCAGCAGUGGGAAGAGCAGUCAGGGCAGCAGUAUGGAGAUUGACACAUCUGCAUCAGACAACCCAGGCCAGUUGCGACCAGAGGACAACCUCCACACCAGCAACCCAUUUGCUGCUGCCAUUGCUGGGGCUGUGCGAGACCGGGAGAAGAGGUUGGAGGCCCACAGGAACUCCCCAGCCUUCCUUUCCACUGACAUGGGUGAUGAGGAUUUAGGACCAACCCCUGCCCCCCGUCUCCGGCAUUCCAAGUCCAUCGAUGAGGGAAUGUUUUGCAACAAUGAGCGGCUGCGUAAGCUUAUGGCUCCACCCUCCUCCCUUUUGGUCAUUCCCCAAGGAGGGGGGAAUGUGACUGACUUCAACACCCCUGAGCCUACGCUGGUGAGGGAGCCUCUCAGCACACGCACAAGGAACAGCCCCAACCUUGACAGUCCUGUUAGCCUUCCUGUGGGCAAGAUGUACAAGUCCAACGGUGGAAACUACGUGCACCCAGUCACAGGCAAGGUGCUGGAUCCCAACUCCCCCUUGGCUCUUGCUCUGGCAGCCAGGGAUCGCGCCAUGAAAGACAAAGGCCAGUCAGUCCUGCCCAAGAGUGAGCCCCUCAAACCUGACCUCAAUAUGCCGCUUUUUAUUGACACCAAGCUACGGUCCAACAUCGAGAGCAGCUUUCCAGCAGCUACCAUGGGCCGGCCUAGCCAGCGCAGCGGCCUCCGGAGGCAGAUGACAGAGGCUAAGUAUGAAGCAGAGUCAGCCAAGGAGGACAAGAAAGCAGAGGAGAAAAAGAACAUGCUGAUUGACAUUAUGGACACCUCGCGGCAGAAGUCGGCUGGGCUCCUCAUGGUGCACACUGUGGACGGGGCCAAGCCUGAAGAGAACUGCCUGCCAGAUGGGGAGAGAGAGAAUGCUGUCACCAUUGACAGUGCCCCUGCUGAACCACAGGACUCUAACCAACUGGCCGCAGCUGCCCCCUCCAAAACUCUGACUGCCAACCAUGACCCUGCCAGCCCACACAGAAAGACUAUCAUCACUAUCAGCUCAGUGGAUGAGCCUGUUAAGCUACCCUUCCAUAUACCGCCUCCGCCCCUGGCCUCUGUCGACAUUGAUGAGGAGUUUGUGUUUUCUGAGCCCUUGCCACCCCCAUUGGAGUUUGCUAACAGUUUUGAUAUCCCAGAGGAUCAGGCAGGGGCUAUUGCUGAGCUGCUCAAGCAGAGGAAGAAUGGGACAGGGGGGUCUUCUCUUGGUCCCUUUCACCCUCAUUUGGCUGUGGCGGUUGCAAAUGCAGACAUAAAAAAGACAACGGGCCUCUCAAACUGCAUAUCCCCCAGCUACCCACCACCUCCACCUGAGAGCUUUGAGCCUAUCACUGACUCAGGCAUUGAGGAGGUGGAUAGCAGGAGCAGUGGUGACCCUCAUCUGGAGACAACCAGCACUAUCUCAACUGUGUCUAGCAUCUCCACCCUGUCCUCGGAGGGUGGGGAGAACCUAGACACUUGUACUGUCUAUGCAGAUGGGCAAGCAUUUCUGGUGGACAGGCCCCCUGUCCCACCCAAGCCAAAAAUAAAGCCCAUCAUCAACAAAAGCAAUGCACUUUACAAGGACGCUCUGAUUGAAGAGGGCCUUGAAACAUUUGGGAUGCUUCCCCCUGCCCCUCCCCCUCCCCCAGGUGGUGCUCAGUCAGAAGUUCCCAAAACUCCAACGCAAAGGACCUCAAAGCUCUGGGGUGACCCACCAGAGCUCAAGAGCCCACCCGCCCCAGACCCCAAGUCCAAUAUGAUUAGUGAACUGAACUCCAUUCUACAGCAAAUGAACAGGGACAGAAUACCCAAGCCAGGGGAAGCCCUUGAUUCUCCCACUGGAUCCAGGACAAAUUUUGGAGCAAGGGGUCCAGAGGGAGUGACCCCAGCCUCAGGUACACAGCGAAACACCAUGGUCACCUUCUCCACCCGGGUCGGUUCCCACCCAACCGCCACAUCACCAGGGGGGUGCCAGCCAGAGAGCACGCCUCCUCAGCACUGCACUGCCGGCCCCAUCAUGUCCCCAGCAGACUCUGGCACCAACCACGCCUCCUCCCUCUCAGCCUCCUCCCCCACCUUGACGGACAUGUUCGGACUCCCCACACCCCCCAUCACUGGCGACCACUUCAGCCUGGCCUCUGGGCGCAGCCGUUCCCCCUCCCCUUUGACUCUAAUCCAGGCCGUCUCCAACAAGCCUUUUGCCUCCAAGCCAGUAUUCCUGUGGACAAAGCACGAUGUAGCAGACUGGCUGGAGAGCCUCAACCUGGCUGAGCAUAAGGAUGCCUUUAUGGACAAUGAGAUCGAAGGGGCCCAUCUACCAAACCUCCAGAAAGAAGACUUAAUAGACCUAGGCGUGACUCGAGUUGGCCAUAGAAUGAAUAUAGAAAGAGCUUUGAAGCUGCUAAUGGACAGAUAAGACAGGGAAUCUUUCCUUCACAAGGACAGCAGGCUUCUAAUCUCAGCUAUUUCUGUUUCUUUUUCCUUUUUUAAAACGUUCUAUCAAGUGUUUAAUUAUAUUCCCAUUGUGCUCUGGUCAGAGUAUAGGCAUUAUCAUUGCUCAAAGAAUUGCCAUUUUGAAAUGAGUGCAGUUCUUGAAUAAGCACAAUAGUUGUGGUGAGUGGGAGUGGUCUCCUGUCUAAGGUGGGCUGAGAGGAGAGGAUGAGAGAGCCUCUUUUUUUGUGAUAUACAUGUGAUAGAGACAAAUUACUUUGGAAUAUAAGGACUUUUUAAAUCUAUCUCAUUUGGAUGCACCCAAACCAGCAGAGCUGGAUUUUCAUUUUCUAUCUUUGCUAGAAUUUCUUCAGAGAAUAUUUCUUCAGAAAAAAGGGUUAUAUUUAUCAAUGCAUCAGCCGUCUAGAAAACGAAUGUCUCACUUCUCACCUUUUUGUCUGGAAAGAAGAUGAUAAAACUGAAAUCACUUUAUUCUCUGCACACCUAGAAUCCCAGAAUUAUUGGUGUUUCUACUUGAAAAAAAUCACUUCUUAAUAUUCUACACCUGUUUCACAUGAAUGGGGGCACAAUUGUAGCAAGCAGUUUUAUUACUUUCCCUUUUUUCUUGAAUCAGGAUAGAUUUUGACUUCAUUUUACCUUCGGCAUACCUAUUUAAGUUUUUCAGACUGUGUAAAAUGUGUAUUUGUCAUUAUUGUCUUCCACAUGAGUGCAGGUGAAUGUCAAGGCCCCUUCCACUCUUGGAUUGUCUCUCGUCUUUGAAAUGAAUAUCCAUUUCCAACAAAUGUGCCAGAUUGAGAGGAAGAGAAUGCUGUUCUCCAGUAUCAUUUCUUGAAUCAUCUCCCUGCUAAAGUUCAGUCUGAUCUUUAACCUGUUAAUCUUUAGCACAAAUCUAUCUCCAGAAGUUUUUAUCUCCAAAAAAAUACUUCAUGUGUUCACUCUGACCUGCUUCUGCAUAGAGAUUUGUAUAAGGGGGAUGUUUAUGGGAACACCUGCAAAACAUAAGUGUUGAAGGGUGGAGAAUGUUUCUCUGCACAGCAUUUCAGAAAUUCCAGAGCAAGCAAAACUCAUGUUUUUGUGGGCCAAACUGAACUAAUAAUUUUGGAAUAGAAUUGAACACAUUGUGAAUUUUUUGUUGAUUAUACAGGAAAGAAAGAUGACAGACCAAUACUGUGGUAAAAUGCUACAGCAGGUGUGAACUGAGUUCCUCUACUGUAUUACCAGUUUAUCUUGUAAUGGGAUUCUUGGUGUAAUUUAUUUAGAAAUAUUAUGCUGCAAUCCAAACAUAUAUAAAAUAAGGGUGUAUACAGAUAUUUAAUACUGAGUAAAGAGAUUGAAAUAUAAUAAAUAUAGGUAUUCAUUCAACUUUUCUGAUUCAGAAAAGCAGCAUUGACUAUCUCUCCACUGCCUUUGGGCGCCAUAGCUGUUUGGGGUGGGAGACAAUGACUGGUGUGCCCAGUGAUCAGGGGAAGUAAAUCAGGUGUGACACAGGAAGCAGCAGAGCCACCACAUGCCCCUACAGUAAAUCUAACAAGUGUUACUGAGGUGUAGAGUUCACCUAAAGGUAUGGUUAUCUGAGAAAUUAUGUCAUAACGGGUUGCAUUGAAAGUUUGUCAUUUGUAUUGAAUUACAAUUUGGUGGAUCUGAUGAAGUUAUUUUCUUUGUCUGGCAUCGAGUAUACCCAUCUUAAAGAGGUCUUAACAGAAAAUAAAUCUGUUAUAGUCCAUUUGAAACCAGUGUUAAGCUUUCAAGCCAGGGACAGCAAUGUUUGCCCCUCAAUAAAGAACCAGUCAUUUCCAUCCCCAGUGUAAGCAAUCACUUAGUUAAAAUAGAAGGUAAAUUUAAAUGUUGAUAAU
This is a messenger RNA of Megalops cyprinoides (Indo-Pacific tarpon), 7549 nucleotides long. Its product is annotated as SH3 and multiple ankyrin repeat domains protein 2-like. Bases 163 to 5661 code for a protein of 1832 amino acids. Lineage: Eukaryota; Metazoa; Chordata; Actinopteri; Elopiformes; Megalopidae. The transcript is spliced from 25 exons. Gene Ontology annotation, cellular component: postsynaptic membrane; dendritic spine; postsynaptic density. Gene Ontology annotation, molecular function: ionotropic glutamate receptor binding; synaptic receptor adaptor activity. The record is from RefSeq and is a predicted model, not a curated record.